AUGUCCGACCAACUCAUCAACCACUUGAAGGCCAUCGAGCUACAGCUGCAGAAGCAGGGGAGGGUCUUGCAGGAUGGCGUCAACGCAAACAAAGACAAGUGGAAGUACUACAACUGCGCCAUUGAUGAGGUCCAGCGAUUGAACGAGUUGGCCAAAGCAAAAGUGGAAUUGGCAAAAGCCUUGCUCCGCGCUGCAGAGAAGGCUAAGCCAAAGAAAACUGGCACCUCUACAAAGGAGGAUGAGGGCAAGUCGCCCACCAAGAAAAGGAAGACUGCCUGA
Effrenium voratum is the source of this 279-nucleotide messenger RNA. The record is from the annotation of a GenBank genome assembly. NCBI's taxonomy places the organism in Eukaryota, Dinophyceae, Suessiales, Symbiodiniaceae.